Messenger RNA from Dreissena polymorpha, 1142 nucleotides. RefSeq lists its product as uncharacterized. The transcript is spliced from 4 exons. The record is from RefSeq and is a predicted model, not a curated record. Lineage: Eukaryota; Metazoa; Mollusca; Bivalvia; Myida; Dreissenidae. Bases 131 to 643 code for a protein of 170 amino acids.
GCGGCGCGCGACACAUCGUGUAGUGUACAUGCACGCACACCAAAAUAACACGCGUGCAAUGAAAGGAUGCUCUAAUUGGAUUAAAGCAAUGCGUUUUCGUUAGCGUUUGCUCGCGAAAUAGAGAAAUACAAUGGAGCGUAACGGUUUGCGUUUUGCAUUCAAUAUCGGAAUACUGUUAUUGUUUUAUUUAAACGUGAUUGACAGCGAUAAACCCGAGGAUACCCUCGAGGCACGAUUCCCUGACAAGGCCUUUCCAUCAGGUAUGAUGAUUUACAACAAGACGAUAGAAUGCAGUGUGGAUCAUCAACCAGGGCAGUUCCCAGCUCAAACAUGGACCUGCAAGGACAUGAGGGUAGGAGGGCUGCGCCUCGCGUAUGGAUACAACGAAGCCAUUCUCAAGGACAACGAUAAGUGCAAGGAGACGGGAGGACGAAACGAGCUGGCUGAGAUAUGUCGACAGAUGAUGGAUAGGAUAGGCUCAAAGAAAGAACUCUGGGCAGCUUUUGUCACAAACGCCACCUGUGGUCGACUGGAUGAGAAGCGUUUCCUGCUCAAUAUGACCGGGGUGAACCAGUACUCGUGGGACCAGAUGAAUCCGGGAUAUGGUUGGAUAUACACGCUCCGGUGCAUGGCUGUUAAAUAGAGGCAUGUUGUGACACCACAAAAAAUAAUCUAAACUAUUGGGCAAAACUGUCAUGUGCAUGUGAAAGUAACCAGCUCAAACCUACAUGUAUGUGAAAUAGAGGUUACUUUGGCAUUUAUGUUUAAUAGAAUACAGAACUAACCCGUCUGUGUGAAAUAGAAGCUCAAACUAAAACGUAUGUGAGUAAGAGGCCAAACUGACAAGAAUGUGAGAUCAAAAUGACAUACAUGUGAAAUAGAGGCUGAACUGACAUAAAUGUGACAGAGGUCAAAAGUAGCACAUGUAUGUGAAAUAGCAGCAGUGUCUAUAAAGUGCAAAAUGGCCAUGGGUGUAAAAUAGAGACUGAAACUUGAAUUUGUGCAAUAUAGACCUACAUGUAUGUUUACAUAUUUGUUAAAAGGUGGAAAAGUGCUUUAUACAAAGUAAGGAUAUAUAUCUUUUAAUAUAAUUAUAGCCUACAAUAAGUGUUUAAAAGAGGCCUGAAGCAAUAUAAAACAGA